AUGGUUUUCAAAUAUAAGCGAAUAUCUUCCAGGGGAGAUUCAUGGAGUGAGCAGACAAUGUCUUUAGCAUUAAAUGACUUAAAGCAAGGGAAGAUAUCUAUUAGGGGGGCUUCAAAAAAAUAUGGAAUUCCCUAUUCUACUCUGGCCGACCACAAAAAAUUAAAUACUUCAAAAAAGAAGUUAGGAAGAUAUUCUAAAGUUUUUUCCGAGGCAGAAGAAAAAGAGCUUGUUGAAUAUCUGAAAGAAUUAGAUAAGCGAUUCUAUGGUUUAACCAAGAGAGAUUUUUGUAAAUUAGCUUACCAGUAUGCGGAGGAAAAACAUAUUCACCAUCCAUUUACGAAUAAUGAAGCGGGUGAGCAGUGGUACGCUAAUUUUAUGCUGCGACAUCAAGAGUUAAGUUUAAGAACUCCAGAACCUACUAGCGUCGCACGGGCUUGCGGAUUCAACAGAGUUCAGGUCGAAAUUUUCUUUAAAAAUCUGUCUCAAAUUCUGGAAAAGCAUCAUAUUACUACGGACAAUAUAUAUAAUGUCGAUGAGACGGGGAUCCAGACGUCAGCUAAAAAACCACCAAAAGUUUUAUCCGUGAGAGGCAAGAAGCAAGUUGGGUCAAUUUCGUCAUCUGAACGUGGUACCCUGAUAACGUCGUUAUUUUGUUGUUCAGCAACCGGAAAAUUUAUUUCUCCAACUUUAGUAUUUCCUCGAAAGAAGAAAAAUCCCCGUUAUCUUGAAGGAACCCCUCCAGAAACAUUAAUGUUAGUAACGGACAAUGGCUGGAUUAAUUCUGAUGUUUUUUUUAGAAUGGCUGAAGUUUUUUGUGGCGAGUGUAAGACCGACGGAACAGCAUAA
This is a messenger RNA of Sitophilus oryzae (rice weevil), 846 nucleotides long. RefSeq lists its product as uncharacterized. The transcript has a single exon. NCBI's taxonomy places the organism in Eukaryota, Metazoa, Arthropoda, Insecta, Coleoptera, Curculionidae. The record is from RefSeq and is a predicted model, not a curated record. The coding region runs from base 1 to 846 and encodes 281 amino acids. Gene Ontology annotation, cellular component: nucleus. Gene Ontology annotation, molecular function: DNA binding.